UCCCCUGCUUUCUUUCUCUCUUUCUCUCCCACUCAAGGCUCACAUUUUUUAAGCCUGCCCAUUUUACUCUAUACAGUUAUCUCUAUAGCUAUGUAACAACUUGGUUUUCACCAUAUGCUUCAAGCGUUUAUAUACUCAUUCAUCACCUUUUUAGAGUAAAAAUGGGAAAUUCUCUUACUUUUUGUAAACCCAGUUCAGGAUCUUGCUUUCCAGGUGCUAUGGCAAAGAAGGGUAAAUUUGUGAGGGUAGCCAAACCAGAUGGUAAGAUACUGGAGUUUAGUUCCCCAAUCCAUGUGAAGGACAUCUUGACAAAUUUUCCUGUUUAUGGUAUUGGUGUUUCAAAGAAAGCCUCAGAGUCUCUCUCCCCAGAUCAUGAAUUAAAAGCAGGAAGAUUGUACUAUUUGCUUCCCUCUUUGCAUUCCCCUCCAAGUCUUACAUCAAUAGGGAACAAAGAGCCAGAUAGUGGGAUAAAGAGGAUCAAAGUUAUAAUAACAAAGCAGCAGCUUCAGCAAUUAGUGACCAAACAGAUCUCUUUGGAGGAUAUACUAUCACAGGUUCAAACAGUUGAUGUUAAUUCACCAAGCAAUCGGAAGCCAAAAUUGGACUCUAUACCCGAAGAAAAUGAGUAACAUACUACAAAAUAUAUAAAAUACUUGUCUCGUUUUUAUUUUUGAUUAUCUGGCUGU
Messenger RNA from Gastrolobium bilobum, 686 nucleotides. RefSeq lists its product as uncharacterized. The coding region runs from base 162 to 629 and encodes 155 amino acids. NCBI's taxonomy places the organism in Eukaryota, Viridiplantae, Streptophyta, Magnoliopsida, Fabales, Fabaceae. The transcript has a single exon. The record is from RefSeq and is a predicted model, not a curated record.